CGGAAGAUAUCGCGACAGAGGCAUGGCCGGGUCGUCGUCCGAUUCCGUCAAAAUGGAGAGACUCCGGAACAUUGCGGCGGAAAACCCGGAAAAGUCCGUCGACGUGGAAGCACCGGAAGCGGCUGGUGCGGUGACGAAGAACUCGGAGGAUUCCACGUCCGCCGACGUGGAAGCGGUCGAGGAUGUUGUGGUGAAGAACAUAGCGUCCGUCGACACGACGGACAAGAAGGCCAAGCAGGAGAACACCUUCGCCGCCAAAAAGACCGUGGCGCAGGGUAUGAUGGACGUUGCGCUCAUAACGGCUAACGCGAACCAGUUGAGGUAUCUGUUCGAGUACCAGCGCAAUAGCCCGACGUUUUACUUCAUCGUGAUCCUGAUCGCCAUCAGUCUCUUGUUACAGGUCGCCGUUGGCGUCAGUUUGAUCUUCAAGGGUCGAUAUGACUUGAAGGGCAAGUCGAAAUGCCGCAAAGCUCAGAUGAUUAACAAUUACGUCGUAGCGGCGGUUUUUCUUAUUACGAUCAUCAAUGUGUUCAUAGCUGCGUUUAGUAUAUCUGCCCCAACCACGCAACCGCUAUAAGUUUCGGCCGUAUCUACGGCAGUCAGGACGUAAAUGCUCCCCCGUCACGAACGAUAUUCUAAUUACGCUUACAUCUGUUCUGUUCUUAAUAUUAAUAAUUCUUAAUACAACGAUAUGAAUGCGACGAAGGAUACGAAUAUAGUUUCUAAUGACUAAUUGUUAAAAUAGAUUGAAAUGAUAAAAGUCAGCGAUAUUAUAACUUAUUAUAGAUACGUUAAUAUGUAAUUAUAUAUUAUUCUUAUAUAAAUGUAGAUGUAUGUAUGUGUAAUAGUGAUGCCAGCAAAUUAUUUUAUUUAAGAUUUAGUCAACUGCGCCAUUUCUCGUUGUCUUCGAAAGAAUGCGUGAUUAUAAAGUACGAAUGGUUUCGCGAAAUUGUUCACACUUGGAUCUUCCGUUCCAAUAAAUAAAAAUUGUGCGUGAUGCUAAGAUUUCGUUUAUUGUAUAAUAUAACAUAAUAUAAUGUAACACGAGUGACACACGAAUUGCGAAACAUUUCUAUCACAUCGUUCACAUCGUUUCGGAAGCGAAUUCACAACAAUGUGCGUAAAACGAGUUCUUCUCUGCGGGAAAACAUAGUUGAUAGGUUUUAAAACAAACAAUUUGAUCGCUACAUAGGAUUGUGCAACCAACACGGCUAACCCUUUCAGCCACUGACGCGAGUUCCUUUCUAUCAGAGUUUCGUAUCUACCCGCUCCAAUCACGGAGGAACGAGAUAAAAUUUGGUCCUCUGCAAAUCACUUGGAGGAAGACCGUGAGCAAUAGGCGCUUAAAAAUAUAAUUAUAUAGCUGCGAGAAACCUACAGCGUACAAAUACCUGAAAGGGUUAACGUCAGGUAAGUUAAUUGUAUAAUAUACGAUAAGACUGAAAAUAUAUUGAUUAUAAGUCAUUUUUAAUCUAUACUAAUCUCAUUUCCAGAUAGAAAAAUAGAAGCUACAAAAAAAAAAGAAGGUCGGUGUGCUCUGGCGUCUGCAAAAUUGAUAUGUCUCAGUGUUUCAGUGAUAAUUACAGGACAUUUAGUCAGGUAGCAAUAAACAAAAAAAAAAUGCGAUAGAAUCUUAGAUAACGAUAAACGCUAACAGUAGUGUGUACAAGCAAUACUGCCAUUUCGUUUUUCAAUGUAUUACAAGCCUACCAUAUUUUCACUUACAUUGUUAGCAAAAAUAUUUUUUCGUUUUUUUUUCGUUUUCUUUUUUUUUUUUAAUAGAAUCUAUUAGAGUCUAUGUGCAUGCAAAUAAUCUCAGCAUGCGGCUUAAACUAACUUUCAAUAUAUUUAUAUAUAUAUAUGUGUAUAUAUAGGUGUAAAAGUUAAUUAUUAAAUAAAUAAUAAUAUAAACAUUUCUUUUUUUAACAUAUGUUUAAUGUUAUUUGCAUAACUCUAUAUAACAAGUUUUAAACGACAAUGGCUCUGUUAAAGUUUUGAGUUUAAACUCGUUAGGAGAGGUUUCAUCAACGUUCCAUUACCGCUAAUGAUUUUUCUAUCUUUUCACUCUCCCCUUUCUCAAUAAUUAUAAUGUAAACAGACAAAAGCAUAACUAAACAACUAUGAUUAAUGUUAAUCGUCGUUGAUGAAACCAACUUAUCAUUCGUUAAUCAUCACGAAAUCAUCUAGAUAUCUUACGCUAUGCUUUCGAUUUUAGCACUAUGGAUGUACUGCAAAUUUAUUGUAAUUCCCGGAAGUCACUCUUUAAAUUCGAUAUCAAAUGAAAAGUUGGAAGUUGUCGUUUUACAUGUUUGUAACGCGUGCUAUACAUUGUUAUAGUGUAUUAUCAAUUGUUUUAGUUCGCCUUGAACAACCUAUGAUUACUCUAAUUAUCCUAGAAAAUACAGGAUGCCACUUAAAUAAUAUGCGUUAGUUUUACUGGGAAUAUUCUUUUUCCGAAUUUAAUGCAGAUAAUAAAUAUCAUUUCGAGAUGAACGAAACGUCGCGCAUGAAAUGAAGUUAUGAAGAAUGUAACUAUGUUGAUAAAAUAGGCCAAAUUUACAGCUGUAUUUUUCGAUCAAUUUAAACCCGAUGUUUUUCUUAGCGAAAUAUUGAUUGAACACUUUACAUUGUGAUUUGCUAAGAAGUAUCGAUAAUAAACUGUCCUUGAUCAUUAAGUUGCGCAUAACGCAGCGGUAAGAAAUUAUUAAAUCACGUGCACACAAAAUGUACAUUUCUUAGAAUCUUUAAAUGCACCUCGUGUAUUACUAUUACUCACCUCGUAUAUAUGCGCAAUUCCAAAUUUCUCCUUAACUUUACAGUCUCGUUGAGAAUUUCUUAUUCACCAACAAACGUGAAUUUAAAUAUCUUGCUAUUUUAUUAUUGUUACAAAUAACGAGUAGUAUAAAUUCUUCUGUUAUUUGAAUAGUGAUAGUGACAAAUUAGAUCGGCUAAUUUGCGUAAAUUAAAUAUACAUAGAUAUAUACCAGUCAUAAAAAAAAAACGUAAAUACAGAAGAGAGAGAGUAUCGAAAACUGUUUUAGAUAAUAUGUGAUAUUGUAUAGAAUAAAAUAUAAUUAAUAAUAUAUAUUUUUUUCUUGUGACUAGGAUUUCUCCAUAGCGGCAAAAGUAUAUUCUUGUGCCUCGCAUUGUUCCAUCGACAACUUCUCUUUGCCCGUACUUCCGUAUUCGGUCUCUACAUGUAGCGAUAGAGCACAGCUAUUUAAAAGAACGAUAUAAAAUAACUUAAGAUCGUUAAUCGCACGAUCGAGCGAUUAUUCGACAAUUGAAAUAAUUGUCACACAAACGAUAUUCCAUCGGAAACUAAUCAACAGUUUCUCCAAAAGAACCGGAGGCACACACAUUCAUAAAUUGAAUAUUGAACAUUCAAGAUUGUAAAUCCUGAUUUUCCCUCAGUUUUAAACGCGCAUAAUUGUCUCGCAUUCAUACAGCUUGAUAUUAUAUUGCUAUAUAUAUAUAUACGAUGAGUAGCAUUUUUAGCGACUCAAACCGAUCAAAUCCGAUAAAUCGGGGUGAUUAGAUCGGUACGCGUUCAACUGAUAUUGACUUACUUUCAUUGCUCGUCCACACGCGCCUGUGGAUUUUUUAAUGCAGAGAAACGCACUCAAAAGAAACAUAAAAAUACUCAUACCUUGUUAAAUAUUGAAGAAUAUUGUCAAUAAAUAUUACCAUAUGUUUAUGUGAAAUUAAUUCGGCUCCAUCUAUUAGGUUAGUACCAUGGCCCGCAUUGUAGAGUGUGAACACUAUUUCUCUCUAAUCUAAAUUUCGCAACUUGCCUGUGAGAAAGUUCAACCUCCCACGUAUGUCUACCGGCACGUAUACGACAAUAACUGAAUUUGCGAAUGAAACAUAAAAUAGCUAAAGUAAUACUCCUCCGUAUUUGUUAUUGCAUAUUUAUAAUGUUCCUCGUUUAAAUUCAAAUUGGUAUGGAUAAUGCGGACAGGGCAAAACCGGGGCUAACUAAUCUUUAUUACUAGUUUUAUUCUUUUCUGUAAGGAAAAAAGAAGUUAACAAGAUCAUAUAAAUCCCGUCCAAUGGCUAAACUAUUGCUCAUAUAUAUA
Messenger RNA from Dinoponera quadriceps, 4079 nucleotides. RefSeq names its product ninjurin-1-like. The transcript has 2 exons. Lineage: Eukaryota; Metazoa; Arthropoda; Insecta; Hymenoptera; Formicidae. The coding region runs from base 23 to 577 and encodes 184 amino acids. Gene Ontology annotation, biological process: tissue regeneration; cell adhesion. Gene Ontology annotation, cellular component: membrane. The record is from RefSeq and is a predicted model, not a curated record.